AUGGCGUCGGUACGAUCGCGGUCUCAGUCAAGGAGUAGGACCGGUGAGGAUUCGCGGUCGAAAAGAAUGGGUGGUGUCAUGGAAACCGCUGGUGAGGAAUUUCCAGCAGCCUUGACGAGUGCGGCUCGUAAGGAAACAGACACUCUUCAGCAUAAGCCAACCUCGGCCAGUCAGAGCAAGACGCAGAGUCGGAUACCUCAGAAUUCCUUCCGAAGGCCAUCCAUCUCAGCCACAACUCGGCCUCCACUUGCACAUGAAACCAACUCCUGGAGCUCAACAAACUCAACAGGCCGCUCAACGGUAACAACCCACGCAAAUACUUCCUUGCCCGGCAAGAAUGUCAAUGCAGGCAUCACCCAAGCGCGUAAUGUCCUGCGACGCAAAAAGUCCAGCGUGUCUCGGGAGGCAGUUGAUAUCCCUAGUAACGCCAGGAAGCACUCGGGGAGGACCAGUUCGUCAUCGUCGAUACCAAGGUCACAGACAUCAGUCGACACCCAUGCAGGCCAGAUGGAUCGAAGCCUCACCGCAAGCCCAGCCGAGAUAUCAAUAGCCCACCAGGUUGCACUUCCUAUGCCGCCCACCGAAGCUACCAUGAUCUACCCUGAGUUGGACAGGUAUCGCAAUAUACAGGUCCCUCGAAAUGGUCCUGGUGCCGAGAUGCUCUUCAGGCUAGCAACCCACGACCUACCUCCGCCUACUCCGCUCUUCUCGGGUGCGAGCAGCCAUAGCCAAAUGAGUAACUUCAGUGGAAGCCCUUCGACGAGGUUUUCUGAGUCACCUGGACCUGGCCCCUAUAGUCGAGACACUACCCCAACAUCCAUGUCGUCAGCAUCACCCAGCCUUGUCGUACCUUUACGCAAUCCUGCUGUACGGGCUCGACAGGAGAGCACGGCCGAGACACGACCACCUGUAUCACGGAGGAGAGCCGGAAGUUUGGUGCACGACGAUGAAGAGUUUGCCACAGGUCCACAAGGCCUCGCGGUCGUCACGGAGGCAUUGACAUCUUCGUCCUCAGGCUCGACUCUUCGCAGUGGAGAGAAGAAAGAAAGGAAGGGAAAAACAGCUCCUCCCAAUCCACCGCCUAGGAAAUCUUCGCAGAAGUUGAGGAAGGGCAAGAGCAAUGAUAUCUCUCCUUCUAAAUCCACAAUGAGCUCACCGCCACCAUUGAAGUCUUCUCCAGUUGUCGGUGGGACAACACCGAGGAGUGUUGCAUCUCCGCAAUCAAGACCUUUACCUCCGUCCAGACCUAGUCGAGAAGGAACCCCGGAUCUAUACUCUCAGUUUGGCGGGCCCGUUCCUAUUGUACACAGCAACCUGUCAUCCACAAGUCUAACAGAAAGACGCCGAAGCAAUCAGUUAGCGCCAAGCUCCUUACCUAGGUCAACUACUCCUUCACAGUCCAAUGAUCGUGCGGCAUCAUCAAAACUACCCGUCAGUCGCGAGCCGACGCCAGCACCGAGAUCUGCAUCCUCCGCAGGCCUUCCAACUACAAAAGCGGACACUAGCUUGACGAGCCGAACUCCUAGUCCAAGUGUCUCGGGUUUCAGGUCCAGGUUCGGGAUCUUCGGGAGACGCAAGACGGACACGGAUGUGACGUUAGGAAAGAAAGAGAAGCCACCACGCAAAGGGCCAGCAGCCGGUACAGGCCAUGAAGGCUACGGGCGAAUCGGAGGCCUGAGAAGGCGCAGUAGCAACGCGGCUAAUGUGGUUCGAGGACCUUCUGGGCCAGCGUCAUCAUCGGACAGCUUGACAAGCACUCAGUCGACAGAUCCAUUCUUCUUGGCACGGUUGAAUCCAGUGGUGAUUGCAGGUGGUGAAGUGAUCGAGAAUCGGAAUGCCAGUGCUGAGUUGAACCGGACAGAAAGCAACCAAAGCCUCUCGCAACCCCGUCCUAGUGUUGAGUCCCGCAAUGGGUCUUCAAUCUCAAUUUCGUCUCGGGGAGAUGCAAGGAAUACACUCUGGCCAUCCGCAUUUCCUCGCGACUCUGUCCGCUCACGUCGCCCAUCUGAGGCGAGUGAGUCUGAUGGUGUGACCAUGAAGUCAACUCUUGCCUUCAGGAGAUCUGUCCAACGACUUCGGUCAUCUCCGGACCAAGAGCCCCUCAAGCUUCCAAGGCCUAUUAACACUAGAGGGAUCACAUCGCCGUCACUCGCAAGUGUAGCCACUACAAUCUUCACGGACGACUCCCUGGCUCUUUCGGAAGCGGAGCACCAACCGGCCAAACUGAACGCAAGCGAGGCCAGUGGGGCUCCAAAGAAGCUGACAAAACGUGUCAAAUCUCCGCGAAAAUGGAAUUUAUUUGGUAGAUCGCAUAAUCAAUCAGCAAAGUCAAAGAAGAAUGAUGAAGCGGCGGCUGUCACGGCUGCGGUGAAAGUAGCACCAACUAAGCCUGUUGCGUUCUACACUAUGAUGGACUCAUCAGAACAAGAAGACUCUGAAGAGCAGGACAUGGGCCAGAUAUUGAGGGAGGCCGAGGUUUUGCUUCCUCCAGGUUUGCACCUCACAUCGACACUGCCAAAUGAGCAACAAGAGAGCCCGUCAUCGAAAGGUCAAAAGGAGCAAAUAGUGUCAAAGGGUCCCGAGCAAGUACAGACCAAGGGUCCAGACCAACGUCACGCCAUUCCCCUGGUGAAAACUCCAGCAAGGAGUAAUGGGCCCGAGAUACAGGCGGGCCAGACUUCUGCAAAACCGCCCGUGGGCAGACCAAGUCGCCUGCCGCAAGUCGGAAGAAUACCCAAAGUUGUGAACACUCGACCAGAGCAGACUUCGCCCAAGAGUUUUUCAAGACCAUUCAACCGCAUCAGUCUCCAGCUCCCUCCUCCAAACCCCACCCAAGUUGAUUGCGACUCGAUCGCUCUCGGACCAAGCCCGCCACGACCAUCCACUCCAGAGCUUUCGCAAAAUGCAUCGACGGUCACGACUGGUGGAACUGUCUCGCCCCGCCAAGUUCUGAGGCACAGGAAGAGCCGGUCUCUAGAUUUUGGAGGAUCUGGCAGAGAGUUUCUCGCAUUUUCCCCACGCAAGAACUCGGGCGGUACCACGAGUUCGGGGUCUACCAAUUCGGGCAUAGCAAGCUACACCUAUCAUACCGCCGUAGUGCCUACUGCGACUGCACCGCUAGCCGAAGAUGAGAUCUGGGACGAGUAUAACGACUUACUAGGUGACGUUCCCCCUUCAGCGACUUCUUCUAAAGGAGUUCCAUUCCAUCUUGAGACAUACGAAACGCGACUUGCGAGGAAGGUUACUAAACCACUCGAAUCUCCAACGAUCCGAACCAAGCCUGAAACGCAGGACGCUAAAGAUCUCAGGGACUCGGUUGAGAUGGGCAAGGCCGCUACAUCUUCAAGCCAUUACAGUGCCGAUAUGGCGGCGAGGAUCAAUGCGGCUUUCCACUUUGGGUCGGAUCCUCCAUCUACCCCAUUUUCGGUAUCCGAGUUUGUGUCCGGGUAUGGUGAACGAAACAAUAACGCGGCACCAACCAAAGCCUUGGCAUCUCAACGAAGCAGUUCUUGCUCAGCCAAAAGUCGCCACACGCGAGCGUCCGACUGUAGUGCCUCCAGUGAAGAGACACCUCUUUCGCAAGUUAACCUCCGAGUUGGCUCUAUGACAGUCAGCAAAUGGCUUACCUUCGGGCAUGUCCUCUUCAGUCCUGCUCGCGAUGAGUUGAUUCCAGUUGUCGGAUCGCUGAAGAGGCACUCGAUCUUGGUUAUCGACGGACUUGGGAACGACGAUUGGUCAUUCUACGCAGCAGAGACUUAUCCAGCAGCGACAUUCUUCAAUCUUUCUCCGCGGGCACCGUUACCUCAAGAACACCGUUCCUCUACUCAGUUUCCAUCGUCACCUUCCAAUCACCAUCAAAUACAGUACAACUCACAUCUGGAAAAGUUUCCUUUCGGACCGGACAGCUUCACCACCGUCGUUUUCCGAUUUCCUGCCGCUGCCCCUGAAGCUCACUAUCGCAACAUCAUUUCAGAGGCGCAGAGGGUUUUGAAACCCGGCGGCUAUAUUGAACUCUCCGUUCUAGACGUCGAUCUCAACAACAUGGGUAAUCGCACGAGGCGUUCUGUUCGGCGCUUAAAAGAACGCGUCAGCGUUCAACCCGACAAGAUCAAUUUGAGUAGCACAGCUGACCUCAUUCUGCGCCUCCUAGGCAGGAGAGGCUUCAUUGACGUGAAGACUUGUCGAGUUGGUGUUCCUGUAGCGAGUUCAGUCACCAAGCCUGCUGUUGACGGAGACACAAAGAUGAUGAAGAAGAAGAAGGAUGAGCGGAGCUUGGCAGAGAUGAUGAACGACAAGACGGAAAUGGGCGAUGAGAAUAUCACCAAAAUGGUAGCGAAAGUCGGUCGUUGGUGGUAUAGCCGACUCUAUGAGACGCCAACUGGCAUCGCCAAAAGCAUCUGGGACGACCGUCUUCUGUUGGCCGAGUGCGAAGAGUGGAACACUAGUUUGAAGCUGAUGGUCUGCUACGCGAAGGUCCCCGAGACUCGAGGCAGAGUCUCUAGUAUCUAA
This is a messenger RNA of Neoarthrinium moseri, 4509 nucleotides long. RefSeq lists its product as uncharacterized. NCBI's taxonomy places the organism in Eukaryota, Fungi, Ascomycota, Sordariomycetes, Amphisphaeriales, Apiosporaceae. The transcript has a single exon. The record is from RefSeq and is a predicted model, not a curated record. Bases 1 to 4509 code for a protein of 1502 amino acids.